AUGGGGUAUCGACUCCCGUCAGCGGCUGCUUUACGACCGAAAGAGGGAUUGAAACCGACGGUCCCCGAGACGGUGGGAGCCAGGCGUCUCCAUACAUCAGGCCCACCUGGUCCGUACGGUCCGCCCUGCAGGAAUCCUAAACUUCCAUAUCUGCAUGAGGAGAUGUUGGGAGGCAGAUGUUACCAUAUAUCAGGUCCAACUGGUCCGAUCGCCCGUCCUUCAGGAAACCCAACCUUCCAUGCCUACAGCAAGAAAGCUGCCCUCCAACUCUCCCCGAGUUGGACGAUCCGACAGAUGGACAUGCGAGCAUUAGUACCGUCCAGGCUAGCCUAUAAACCGGAAGAUCCUACAACUGUUGGGUUGACCUGGCAGAGGCGCUCCAUCGCUUCGAGUAUGAACGAAGUGAGCCAGAGUGCGGGUACACCUGAAUUUCCGAGUUUGUAUGCAGCUGCGGCGCCCGUCGAUACCGACCGUCGUGCCAUUCGCUUCGGGUUAAUCCUGAAGACCCCAAUCCCGUGGAGGCAGGGCGCGUACGCUCGGGCGUAA
Molecule: messenger RNA, 546 nt
Organism: Gloeophyllum trabeum ATCC 11539
Lineage: Eukaryota; Fungi; Basidiomycota; Agaricomycetes; Gloeophyllales; Gloeophyllaceae
Exons: 3
Coding region: 1-546 (181 amino acids)
Source: RefSeq, a predicted model, not a curated record